Ostreococcus lucimarinus CCE9901 is the source of this 297-nucleotide messenger RNA. RefSeq lists its product with no specific name. The transcript has 2 exons. The record is from RefSeq and is a predicted model, not a curated record. NCBI's taxonomy places the organism in Eukaryota, Viridiplantae, Chlorophyta, Mamiellophyceae, Mamiellales, Bathycoccaceae. The coding region runs from base 1 to 297 and encodes 98 amino acids.
AUGGAGGCGUACAGGAACAAGUUCAUCGCCACGGGGAAGUUCGCGCCGCUGAAACACUUCAUGGUGGGCGUGUUCGUGCUGGCGUUCGGGUUGGAGACGUAUCAUCAUCACAAGUACCACGGGGAGCAUGACCACGGCGACGAGGGCCACGGGGACGGCGCGGAGGCGGCGAACGGGGCGGCGGCGAACAGCGCGAGGGAACGGGCGGCGCUGGGAAGCUUGGACGGGGCGCAGAUGGAGGUGGAGGAAUUGCGGGAGAAGGUGAAGGCGAUGCGGGAGACUAUGAUGGGGCGGUGA